UGGUCAAAUAAGUAGUGAACUAUGUCUUUGGCAUGAGGAAGUCUGGAUCCUCUGGCUUAAACAGCCACAGUAGCUGCCUGCUCAGGGAUGUGUCUGAUUUUGCAGCCCCGCCUCAAACACUGGACUCAGCUGCACAGGGGAACUGCUGCCUGUCUGUCAGGCUGCCCGAGGACCGACACACUUCACACAGCAGUCCGGGACCGCGUUUCACCAAAAACACUGUUAAGAUAUGAGACCGGGCAUGACUGUGCGGGCCAAGCUGAGGGUGUAGCCACAUCUGGCAGAGACUGCUGAAGUAAGCAGGAGCCUCAGCACACCAAACCAUCCACUGCAGCGGGGACGAUGGGAGAGACGGAGGAGGAGAGGGAUAAUGUGGGGAAGCUGUUUGAGGACUUUGUCCAGUCCUCCACCUGUAAAGGAGCCCUUCAGGCCUUCAACGUCCUCUGUAGGAGGCUGAACCUCGACCCUGCGGACAAUGACAUUUUCUACAGCAGUCUGAAGGCAAAGGUCACCUCCUGGAAGGCCAAUGCACUAUGGAGUAAGCUGGACAAAAGGAUGUCCCAUAAGGAGUACCAGAAAGGCCAAGCCUGUGUGGGCACCAAGUGCCUCAUCAUCGGAGGAGGCCCCUGUGGCCUGCGCACGGCCAUCGAGCUCGCUUUGAUGGGUGUCAAAGUGGUGGUGAUCGAGAAGCGGGACUCCUUCUCCAGGAACAACGUGCUGCACCUUUGGCCCUACACCAUUCAUGACCUGCGGGGCCUCGGGGCAAAAAAGUUUUAUGGCAAAUUCUGCGCCGGGGCCAUUGACCACAUCAGCAUUCAGAAGCUGCAGCUGGUCCUACUGAAAGUCGCCCUGAUUGUUGCAGUGGAGUUUCACGUCAAUGUGGAGUUUGUCAAACUGUUGGAACCUCCAGAGGAUCAGGAAAAUGAAGGGCUUGGGUGGAGGGCUGCAAUCCGACCUGCUGAUCACCCCGUGGCUAACUUUGAGUUUGAUGUCGUGGUGGGGGCUGACGGACGGAGGAAUACACUAGAAGGUUUCAAAAGGAAGGAGUUCAGGGGGAAGCUGGCGAUCGCCAUCACCGCCAACUUCACCAACAGGAACACCACUGCAGAGGCCAAAGUGGAAGAGAUCAGCGGUGUGGCCUUCAUCUUCAACCAGAAAUUCUUUCUUGACCUCAAAGAGGAGACGGGAAUUGAUCUGGAGAACAUUGUGUACUACAGGGAUAACACGCAUUACUUUGUCAUGACUGCCAAGAAACAGAGCCUGAUGGACAAGGGAGUCGUCAUCAACGAUUACAUAGACACCCAGAUGCUGCUGUGCAGUGAAAAUGUCAACCAGGAAGCUCUUCUGUGCUACGCCCGAGAGGCUGCUGACUUUGGCACCAACUACCAACUUCCCACGCUGGAUUUUGCCAUGAACCACUGCGGGCAGCCAGAUGUAGCAAUGUUUGACUUCACAAACAUGUACGCCUCUGAGAACGCUGCUCUGGUCAGGGAGAGAAAUGGACACCAGCUGCUGGUAGCACUGGUUGGCGACAGUCUGCUAGAGCCCUUCUGGCCCAUGGGGACGGGUUGUGCCAGAGGCUUCCUGGCUGCCUUCGACACAGCGUGGAUGGUAAAGAGCUGGGCUCAGGGGCGGACGGCUCUGGAAGUUCUGGCAGAGAGGGAGAGUAUUUACAGGCUACUGCCACAGACAACAACUGAAAACAUUGCCAAAAACUUUGAGCAUUACACCAUAGACCCUGGGACUCGAUACCCCAACCUCAACUCCUCUUGUGUCAGGCCACACCAGGUGCGUCACUUGCAUGUCAGCGCAGAACUGAAUUCCUGCUCUCUAGAGCGUUCUGCUACCAUACGCCGGCCUGUCAAUCUCUGCAGACGCGAGUCGGAGAUCAGACCGGCGAGGCUACUUACCUGGUGCCAAAAACAGACCGAGGGCUACAGGAAUGUGAUGAUUACAGACUUGACGUCUUCUUGGAAAAGUGGCAUCGCCUUCUGCGCCCUCAUCCACAGGUUCAAACCCCAGCUGAUAGAUUUUGACUCAUUAAACGAGGAAGACCACUCCGCAAACCUCCAGCUGGCUUUUGACGUCAGUGAGCGUGAAUUUGGGAUCGCAUCAUUCACAUCGGUGAAGGAGCUGAGUGCCGAUCAGCAGCUGGAUAAGAACAAGAUGAUCACCUACCUGUCCAAGUUCUACGAGCUGCUCCGUGGCACACCUUUACCUGCCUCAGGUUCCAGAAGAGUUGAUGAAAACAAUGAAGAUUAUCCAUCUAAGGAAGUGAGAAGUAAUAAUAAUGUGCUAAACCUUGCACUGCACAGGAAACGGGUACCUAAGGAUGAAAAGAAGACAGACGGUACAGAUCCCAUUUACAAAAGAAGACGGAAAUUCUGCAGUUAUCUGGAGGAGGCCACCAAUCUGUCGAGUAAUGGCUCCGCAGUUCGAGACGACCGAGAGCCCAAGGAAAACAAAGUGCGCUCAAUUUCUACUCAGUUGCUGGCCAAGUUUGAAAGCACACCCAACUUCUCCGUCCGGAAAACACAGUCACACUGUGAGACGUCUUCCUCGCUGCAAACCUUUGACCUAGAUGAGAGUGUGCACAUUGAACUCAGGCCUCCGGUCCCACGGAAACCUCCUCCUGAGAUGCAGUUUGAAGUCAGUAUCAGAAAAGCAGCAGAACACUUAGUGCGCCUGCCUCCAAAGACCCUCCCCAAACCUCAGCUCCAGCCUGAGGCCCAGCAUCCAUUUUCUGUAGUGAAGCUCAGACAUGUUGAUCAGACGCACACUGAGACGAAGCCUCAGCCCGAGAGUGCAGACCCCCCUGCUUCUUCUCCCUCCUGCCACUCUGCAAUCCAUUUCAUGUCAAGAGUCCUCCAGCGCCUCAGGGAGGUGGAUGAACACGUCUCUGAGAAAAAAGCUCAGACACAACAGGCUAGAGAGUUUCACACAAAGAGUAUAAAGGAAAAAGCUGUUCAUCUUAGGGGGUUGUUCUCAACAGAGAGCUCUGCUGUACUCAAGGGCGGCUCAGUGCGAAGGGUGUUCCCCCCGUCGGGUGACAAGUGUCACUCGUGCGAGAGGCGUGUUUAUAUGGUGGAGAGGGUUUGUGCUGAAGGGCUCUACUUCCACAGGGAGUGUUUCCGCUGUUUCACCUGCAGCUCUGCCCUGCGACAGGGAGCACAUGCCUUUGACUCUGAAGAGGGGAAAUUGUACUGCAAACUUCAUUUUGAUCAACGCAACAAUGGGACAAACCUUCGGAGGAAUUUGUCUCUUCGCUCAAUCCGUUCUGGAGCUGGAGUUCAGGAGCAAUGUGCUGAUGAUGUACCGAGCUCCGAGUCCAGCAACACAGCAGAUCUGCAGAGUCAAUCCUCAGCAGGUACCUUCAGCUCGUUCAUGAGGAAACACCUGAGCUGGCCCCUGAGUGUGACUCGUGCUGUGUGUAACGCCCCCUGGUAUUUGUCCAAUCGUGUGCGUAGUACAGCACAGGCCCUUGCCAGCCACCUAUGGGACAAUGCUCAGGACUAUGCAAUCCUGUAUGAACUACUGAGCAUGAGCUUGCCCCUACUGCUUGUUUUACAAGAGGUACUGCUGCAGAUGCACACAGAGGAUGUGCCUGAUGGGCCCAGCACUCUGCAGCCUCUACUGCUGUGGCUGCAGGAGCAUAUAGGGCACAGGCUCAUCUAGACGCUCCGCAGACUCCAGCUGUUAAUAUUUGACUUCAAAUGCCAUUAAAUCUGUGGCUGAGGUGCACAUUAGCAGGAGUGUUCUUGUCAUAAUAUAAUUUGUAGCCGUGCACAAGCACCUUUUGUAAUGUUUACUUGCUUUUUAUGAUGAUACUGCUCUCAGUGUCUUCGAUGUACUUGUGCAUCAGCCAAAGAAGAGACACUGUAAGUUUGCUCAUGCAACGUUGUGCAAUUUACUACAGGGGUUAAUGAAAGCUGCACCAAAUACUUUUUGCAGUAGGUUUAAGGUGGAAACAUUAUUUGUAGGGUUAGAAUAAGUUUAACAAACAGAUUGAAGAUAGUUAAAAUGCAAAUUAAACAGGCCACAGUCAGUGCAUUAAAGGCUUGAGUCUGCUGAAAUCAUCAUUGCUGUAGAACUCAACCUUUUACAAACUGUCUUGGAAAAAGGAUCCUGCAGUUAAAAUUAGCUUAACUCAGGUUAUGAAUGACUAACUUAAUGCACUUUAUCUUUGGGAACUGCCUCGUCGAUGCAGCAGUAAACUGUCACAUUAUGAAAGCCAGACAGGUUUUCUUUUGACUAUGCAUAUGUGCUUCUGCCAUAUGUUUUUCUUUCCUUUUAGAUCUAUAUGCAGGUAUGUGUGUUUUAAACACAUGUCAACAAUUUGCUUAUUUUCCUUUAUACUGACCAUUCAGUGUACCUUCAUGAACCGUUUUUAUUGAUUCUUGAAUGGAUAACACCAAAGAAUCUCUCCAGUCUGGUGAGUUUGCUUUCCAGUAUUUAGUUCUACUUUGCUGCCAUCUACUGUUGACUCUCAGAAAAGCCGUGAAGGCAAAAUGAGAUACCCCGCCCUUUCCUUUUUUUUUUUUUUAUCUUUUUUUUUUUAAAACCUCUCCCUGUAUAACAUUACAGAAAAUUACAUUUUAAAGAUUUAUUGUUGACAAUAGAAGCAGGUGAGCAUGCUGUGAUGUGUUUGAAUGUGCUUGCCACUCUUGCCAACAUUUUAAAGCAUGUUGUUGGAUCAACUGCAAGCCUCUUUUACUUCAGAUACACUAUCUAAUGAUGCUUAUGAAGCACUUAAGAGUUUCAGAGUUGUGUUUUGUUUAUAUGAUAUUUGCAAAGACUUCAAGCAUUAUUGUAAGUGUUUACAGCAUGAUGUGCUGGAUAUGCAACAUUUGUGUUUUGUUGUCAGCUACCUAAUAUUUUAUGUUGAAUUACUGAACCUGCUGCAUGUUAUAGGAGUUGCUUUACUGGUUUACAUUGUUUUAAUAUACCAAAGAAUUGUUCUCAAACACACUGACUGGACUUAUGUAACAUUUAUUUUAUAUAUCUGAAUGACAAGACGCCAAUAAUGCAAACUGUAAAAUGUUUAAUGUCAGUAUUUUGCUUUUGUUUUCAUAAAUGUUUUUGAACUUUU
This is a messenger RNA of Cottoperca gobio, 5089 nucleotides long. RefSeq names its product microtubule associated monooxygenase, calponin and LIM domain containing 2a (gene mical2a). The record is from RefSeq and is a predicted model, not a curated record. NCBI's taxonomy places the organism in Eukaryota, Metazoa, Chordata, Actinopteri, Perciformes, Bovichtidae. Gene Ontology annotation, molecular function: FAD binding; protein binding.